AUGCAGAAAAUCCUCUGUCGAUUGCCUGCCUGUGAAGAUGCUGUCCGCAUGAGCUUCGUGUCGAAAACAUGGCAAACCCUAUGGAGCUCACUACCAGCCUACCAUUUUGAUUUCAAUUCUGAUACGGGACAACCCAUCUCUUAUUAUUAUCAAGCAGGCCGGUAUCCUAAAAGGAAAAGGUCUGCCGCCACGGCGCUGGAAGAAUCGCUGCGAAUGCUCCAUGAAUAUGACGAUGAUCAGAAAAAGGUAAUCAAUUACUUUAGGCUGAGAGGGAGAGUUCCUCUGCAAAGCCAAGCCUGGAAUGUCGACCGUUGGAUCAAGCUGGUAACCAAACACUUUGUCAAAGAGCUACAUCUCCGCUUCAGUUAUGUUGCCGGGAUCCCAAGGUAUCGUUUUCCUCCUGCAAGCUUUGAUGUUGGGUCAUUAGUUGUGUUGAGUUUAAGCCAUUGUGUUUUGGACCAAGCUUUGGUUCAAGAGGGAAGGAGAUGCCCUUCACUUGAAACACUGGAAUUCUACCGGUGCGAAAACACUCAGCAUACUCAACUUGGCGAUCUUACAAAGCCUAUCAAGACGGUGAACAUUGAAUUUUGA
Prunus armeniaca (apricot) is the source of this 591-nucleotide messenger RNA. The record is from the annotation of a GenBank genome assembly. Lineage: Eukaryota; Viridiplantae; Streptophyta; Magnoliopsida; Rosales; Rosaceae.